Molecule: messenger RNA, 4389 nt
Organism: Leopardus geoffroyi (Geoffroy's cat)
Lineage: Eukaryota; Metazoa; Chordata; Mammalia; Carnivora; Felidae
Gene: UBIAD1
Product: UbiA prenyltransferase domain containing 1
Exons: 2
Coding region: 205-756 (183 amino acids)
Biological process (GO): menaquinone biosynthetic process; vitamin K biosynthetic process
Cellular component (GO): Golgi membrane; endoplasmic reticulum
Molecular function (GO): prenyltransferase activity
Source: RefSeq, a predicted model, not a curated record
GGAGGUCGGGGCGGUGCCGUCGGGCCUCGUGGGCUGCCUGGUCGGCUUGGUGCUGCCCCCGGGGCCCGCCGCCUCCCCAGCCUUGCCCCGGGGCGGAAUCGAAGGAAGGUCAGGUUCGGUCGCCCCGCCCCUCUUCGCCGCUGAGCGGUAGCUGUGCCGUGGGUGGCUCACUAUUAACUUUGACUUCAGCCACGUGCAGCUUCCAUGGCGGCCUCUCACGUUCCGGGGGAGAUUAACAUACAGGCGGGAGAGACGGCCAAGGUCGGGGACAGGGACCUGCUGGGGGACGACUGUCCGGAGCAGGACAGGCUUCCCCAACGCUCCUGGAGGCAGAAAUGCGCCUCCUACGUGCUGGCCCUGCGGCCGUGGAGCUUCAGUGCCUCGCUUACCCCGGUGGCCUUGGGCAGUGCCCUGGCCUACAGAUCCCAGGGCGUCCUGGAUCCCAGGCUGCUGGUGGGUUGUGCCGUGGCCGUCCUUGCCGUGCACGGGGCUGGCAAUUUGGUCAACACUUACUAUGACUUUUCCAAGGGCAUUGACCACAAAAAGAGUGAUGACAGGACCCUGGUGGACCGAAUCUUGGAGCCCCAGGAUGUUGUCCGGUUUGGAGUCUUCCUCUACACUCUGGGCUGUGUCUGUGCCGCUUGUCUCUACCACCUGUCCCCUCUGAAACUGGAGCACUUGGCUCUCAUCUACUUUGGAGGCCUGUCUGGCUCCUUUCUCUACACGGGAGCCAUGCAAGCUAACUUGACAACCUGAUACAAACUUCGGAGAAACCACCUCAACAACUCGCGAAUAGAAGGCCUGUUGCUGUGUUUGCCACUCAGAAGAAUCUCCUGAGGCGUUCAAACUGCAAAGCAGGAGAAUCUGUUAGAUGGCCAUUGCCUGCCCUCGCUCUAUCUGAAAAUGCUUCGAGCCUGACAUCUAGGAGUCUUCUCAAGUGGCCACCCUCAAGUGGCCACCCUUUAUGAUUUGCUCCAAUCACGAACCAUCGUUUUUCUUUUGUUUCCAUAGGAUUGCUCUUAUUAAAUACCUGACUGGUUGUGCAACAGAGGCCUAACUUUGGGAGCCCUCCUGCAUCACUGCCUCCUGAAGGGACUCACCACUGUUCUCAGGACUAGAGGACGGGCUCAGUGUGAUAUAGGACCAUCAGCUACUCAGCCACUAAUUCAGUUCCUUCCCCCAUAGCCAUCUACUCAGCUUUUAAUGUGUGAAGUUUCCUGGGUGGCUUCAGAGGAGGAGCUGAUGGGGUCCAGGGCAGCCUGCCCUACGAUAUGCCACUUUGGCAUAGGGAGCAUUUCAAAUUUAAGUUACUUAAGAAACAGCCAGUAUACGAAGGACACUCUGGUCCUCCACUGUCCCCCUGAAAGCAGGAAGCUUUUCCUCCCAUUAAUCUGUCUUAUAUCAAUUUAAUUAUUACACCAGCCUAAGGAUCUAGAAGGCGUUACCUUCUGCAAGAGGCCUCCUCUGUCCUCACUGUUUAAAGUGACAACUGCUCACCCCAAUCCCAACCCCCUAAAUCUACUCUGCUUUUUUUCUUUUUCUACAAGGCCUGCACCUUCUUCUAGCAUGCUGCCUGAUUUACUUACUUCCUAUGUUUUAUUUAGUUAUUGUCUGUUCCUGCUUGCCCCACCCCCACCAGCGGAACAUAUUUGGUCUGUUUUGUUCGCAGAAGUAUCCCAAGUGCCUGUAGUGACCAGCUGGCGGUAGGCCCUCAGGAAACGUGUGUUAAUUGAAUGCACGCAUACAUGCCCUUGAAGCUGAGGAAGAGGUAGGCUGCCCUGUGGAGGGGUGUCUUCAGGUCUGCUGCAGUGCUGGAAGUUUCCACCCAGGUCCAUUUCCCUGGCAUGUUCGGUCCCUGCAAGGGCUUGUGGUGGAGAGUUAGUCUCAGCACGAGCUGGAGCCAGUUGCACAGGCAGUGGAUGGUGACGUGGGCAGGGGCCUUUGCUCUAUCUUUCCAGGCCAUUGACCCGCUCACCCUCCAUUCCUCCUCCGCUGCUGCCUCAAGUGCUGUGUCCAGCCGGAUACAGGCUGGUCUCCUCCGUCUCCAGCCUCCCCAGGAUCAAGCAAGCAGCCUCUUGGGAUCCUUCUUCUCAGCCUUGACAGGGUCCGUUCCCAGCUCCAGGGAAUCCCCAGAAAGCAGGUGCUUGGCAUCACUCCUGCAGCCAAGAUGUCAACGCCCCCAGCUCUGGGUGCUGGCCCCUCAGAGGCCUCUGUCCACGUUCAUCUGCCCGGCAGUGGUCUCUGCCCUGGCCACACAGCCUCCCCAGAACCCCGCAGAAGCUUCUCUGGAGAGGCAUGGUAGAUGUGGUGAGGCCGUCCUGCAGCCUCCUGCUCUAAGCAAGGCCACGCUGCGUCCUCCCCACAGGGCAGGGACACAUGGCUCUCCUCACCUCCCACUGUCCGCUCUUCAUCUUCAGGGAGUGCUUUUGUGGUCAGGCCUGGACCCUCCACCAUCCUGGGAGUGUGGAUCAGGGACCCUGGAACUUCCUACCUCCUGCGCCCAUCCUCACGGUUCCUGAAAAGGCUUCUCAGACUUACCAGACCCAAACUACACUCCCACCCCAGUCUCCCUGCCUUCAUGAACAGUACCCCCGGUGUCUGAGAUGCUCAGUGCUGGAAACCCCCAGAGCUGUCCUCGGUGCCUCUCACACACAGGCUGUCCCUCAAGAAGUCCUGUGGGCCCUCCCUCCAAAGAACCAGCAGAAUCCAACCACCUCUUACCUGGCCACUGCCCUGCCCUGGUCGGAGCAUACUGAGUCUCGCCUGGAGCAUGGCCGUGGCCUCCUAACUGGUUUCCCUCAUGCCACCUUUGUCCCCUCCGGUCUAUUGUUUGCCCAACAGCCUGGGGGUUGUGCAAAAAUGCAGGCUGGUUAUGUCCCUUCUCUGCUCAUGGCCCCGCCAAGUCCCUUCCCCCAGCCCCUGGUCCCACAUGAUUUGCUCUCCUCCUGCUCUCUGAACUCCUCCUUUGCCCUCACCCCAUUCCCCUGUCCUCCAGCUACACUGGCCCUUUGACUCUUCCUUGAAUUCAACAGGCAACUUCCUGCCCCAGGGCCUUUGCUCUUGCUGUGCUCUCAGCCUGGAAUUCUCUCCCUCUAGAUAGCUGCAAGUCUCACUCAUUCCUUCAGCUCUCUGCUCAGGGGUUACCCACUCAGAGAGGCUUUUCUCAACCACCCUGUGUAGAUAGCCCCCACCCCCUCCUUUUCAGCCCACCCACUUCCAUCUAUUUUCUACACAGCUCUUUCCUGCCUUAUAUUUUGUAAAUACUUGUUUGUGAGUCAUAAUGACAGCUCCAUGAGAACAGGGAUAUUGGUUUGGGUGCUGCUUCAUUUCCAUUGCUUAGAACUUCAUUGUCCAAAUUCAGCACAGGUGAUUACUAAAAUGUAAAUUAAUUAAAAGAAAAGAAAAAAUCCAUUUCCUCAGUCACACUAGUGCUUAAUAGUCACAUGUGGUUAGUGGUUCCAUACUUGAUAGUGUAGAGAUAGAACAUUUCCUUGGUCAGAGAACAUUCUAUCGAGCAGUGCUGGCUUAGAACAUAGCAGGUACUCAGUGAGUAUUUAUUGAAUGAAUUAAUGACUGAAUGGUGCUUUUGAGAACAUCAUCCUUAUAGGAAGGUGGCAAGUUCCUCCCAUGUGCUGGACAUCGGACGGGGAGGUUUUUACAUAUUAAUUCAGCUUUAUGAUGGCGGCAUGAGAUGGUCCUCAAAGUUACUAGUUUAUAGGCAAGGAAAUGGGCUGGCAGAGUCUAACACAUUUUUUAACAGCUUUAUUGAGAUAUAAUUCACAUACCGUAAAAUCUUCCCACUUAAAGUGUAAGGGUCAACGCUGUUUAGCAUCGUCACGGAGUUGUGCAAUCCUGACCCCACUUUCCAAAUAUUUUCAUCACCCCAACAAAGUACCCCCACGCAGUCACUCCCUGGGCUGCUAUUAAUUUCCUUUCUGUUGCUCUGGAUUUGCCUAUUCUGAACAUUUCACAUAAACAGAAUCAUUCGGUGUGUGAUACUAUGUGACUGGUUUAUGUGGUGAGUGCUAGACUUUACAACUCCAUGAUCUUGUUAUUAAAAACCCAAUGGCUACACUACACAUUUUCACGUGUUAGAAAGGAAUAAUAAUAAAUAGCUGGAAGAUGGCCAGUGAGGCAGAGUGAUAGGCGAGAAGAAAGUCCUGGGUCUUGAAGAGAUGUUUUUACGUUACGGUUCACAGCAGUGAACUCACACUGCUAGCACUCACAGGAGCUAAAAUAUGGAAGCACCCCAGGUGUCCAUUGAUGGAUGAAUGGACAAGCCAAAUGUUGCCCAUAGAUGUGCUGGAAUAUUAUUCAGCUGGAAGAGGAAGAACAUUCUUUUUUUUUUUAAUUGUUUUUAACGUUUACUUAUUAUGGAGAGAUAGAGAG